UGGUUGUGGAGCACUGCGUCGUCCACAUGCAUGGAUACGUCGAUUGUCACUGUCAUAUCUCUGCGGGGGAUUUUGACAAGGACAUAGAAGAAGUGAUUGAGAGUUCAAAAAAGGCUGGAUUGUUGGCCCUGUUAGCUGUGGCUGAGCAUGCUGGAGAAUUUGACAAGAUUAUUGAGUUGUCACAGAGGUUUCCAGGUUUUAUUUUCCCCUGCUUAGGAGUCCACCCUGUUCAGGAAGUUUCCCCAGAGCAACAGAGGGGUGCUUCUCUCCAGGAUCUUGAUGCUGCUCUACCCAUCAUAGAGAAGUACAAAGACCAACUUGUUGCCAUAGGAGAGGUUGGUUUGGAUUUUACGCCCAGAUUCGUCAGCAGUGACAGUGAUAAAGAAAACCAAAGGCAGGUCCUGAUUCGUCAGGCACAGAUAGCCAAGCAGCUGGAUCUGCCUCUAAAUGUUCAUUCGAGGUCUGCAGGAAGACCCACCAUCCACCUCCUGAAGGAACAAGGUGUUGAAAAAGCUCUUCUUCACGCUUUUGAUGGGAAACCGUCUGUGGCUAUGGAGGGAGUGAAGGCUGGAUAUUUCUUUUCCAUCCCUCCGUCCAUAAUACGGAGUGAGCAGAAGCAGAAACUUGUGAAACAGCUGCCGUUAGAGAAUAUCUGUCUGGAAACUGAUUCACCUGCACUCGGUCCAGAAAAGCAGGUGAGAAAUGAGCCAAAAAACAUCAGUGUUUCUGCCGAGUACAUCAGUCAAAUCAAAGGCGUGUCGCUGGAGAAGGUGAUAGAGGUGACGACACAAAACGCUCUCCGACUUUUCCCGAAACUGAAAUCUGCCCUCAGACCCUGACGGAGCCUUAUUUACAGACUUAUAUGUCCACAAUCUUCUGUUGCCAUAGCAAUUUUUCAAAUUAAUUUAUUGACUAAUCGUGCAUUCAUGUGAGUUGUGAAGCUGUUUGAGUUUGGUGCAUUUGUGUGCUUUUAAGAACAUAGAUGCAACAAAAAAGAUGUCAUUUAAAGUGUUUAAUCAACAUGUUUAUAGCUGUUUCCAGUGUCUGCAUGAUGAGAUAAUAUUACAGAUUGAAACUCUUUUACAAUCAACCAAACAUUUUCUAAUUUUCCUGCCACGUCUCUGUGUGUUUGAUGCUGCUGUUCUGACCCGAGGGCCUGUACACAUUCAUUUUCCCACUCAGCAGCUCAUCUUUUCAACUCAUCCGACCUCAUUAAUGUGCUAAUGUGAUUGAACUAAAACGCCCUGAAGUGUAAAUAAAUGUACAAAGACACUCCGGGUCAAUUGAGCCGUAAAUUUGAAUGUCAGAGCCACAUUAUUAAAAGCUAAAAGAUUUAUGGACACAGUCUGUUCGUGGCUGUUGAUGGCAGCGUUCUUAAAUAAAGAAAGGUGAGACAACAA
Molecule: messenger RNA, 1400 nt
Organism: Stegastes partitus (bicolor damselfish)
Lineage: Eukaryota; Metazoa; Chordata; Actinopteri; Pomacentridae
Gene: tatdn3l
Product: putative deoxyribonuclease TATDN3
Exons: 10
Coding region: 27-839 (270 amino acids)
Molecular function (GO): hydrolase activity, acting on ester bonds
Source: RefSeq, a predicted model, not a curated record